AUGUGUCCAAAUAAGCUGAAGGUUAUCGUGGAGGGACUUCUCCCCACGCACACUGCUACGAUGUGGCCACCAACACCGUACGGUCCAGAAAAGACGGCCAGCACUGACGGUCUGCAAGUCUUCAACGAUGAAAUAGUGGCAUUGGCAAGACAGCUAAAGAAGAAGAAGGCCCCUGGUUCAGAUGGAAUUCCCAACGCGGCUCUUAAGGCAGCAAUACAAGCGUUCCCGGAUAUGGGGCUAGGACACUCUGCUCUGGUUCUCAAUAACUUCAAGUUCGUUCGAACAUGCCUCUACACAGGCCCGUCAUUUGCAGGCAGAGUUUCCUACUGGUUAGCAACUAGUCAUCGCCGUCGGGGAGCACAUGCUGUCGGGGAGCACGGGGAGCGUGCUAUCAAGCAUCUGGGAGUAAUGAUAGACGACCGGUUGAACCUUAACUGCUACGUCGACUACGUUUCUGAGAAGCCGUCGAAGGCUACCAUUGCGGUAGCCAUAGUCGAUACUGCGGUAUGGAGGUCACGCAACGUCAGUCUGCACGGAAUGCAGAGCGACGGUGGAAACCCCACAGUACGUAGUCUUCGAAUGUCCUCUACUUGCCGCGGUGCGAAGGGAGAUGCCUCCCCUGACUGUGGAGAACAUAGUGGGCGAAAUGUGUCCGGAGGAGAGCCUAUAGCUAAGAUUUCAGCCUUCUCAGGUAGUAGUAGUAGUAGUAGUAGUAGUAGUAGUAGUAGUAGUAGUAGUAGUAGUAGUAGUAGUAGUAGUAGUAGUAGUAGUAGUAGUAGUAGUAGUAGUAGUAGUAGUAGUAGUAGUAGUAGUAGUAGUAGUAGUAGUAGUAGUAGUAGUAGUAGUAGUAGUAGUAGUAGUAGUAGUAGUAGUAGUAGUAGUAGUAGUAGUAGUAGUAGUAGUAGUAGUAGUAGUAGUAGUAGUAGUAGUAGUAGUAGUAGUAGUAGUAGUAGUAGUAGUAGUAGUAGUAGUAGUAGUAGUAGUAGUAGUAGUAGUAGUAGUAGUAGUAGUAGUAGUAGUAGUAGUAGUAGUAGUAGUAGUAGUAGUAGUAGUAGUAGUAGUAGUAGUAGUAGUAGUAGUAGUAGUAGUAGUAGUAGUAGUAGUAGUAGUAGUAGUAGUAGUAGUAGUAGUAGUAGUAGUAGUAGUAGUAGUAGUAGUAGUAGUAGUAGUAGUAGUAGUAGUAGUAGUAGUAGUAGUAGUAGUAGUAGUAGUAGUAGUAGUAGUAGUAGUAGUAGUAGUAGUAGUAGUAGUAGUAGUAGUAGUAGUAGUAGUAGUAGUAGUAGUAGUAGUAGUAGUAGUAGUAGUAGUAGUAGUAGUAGUAGUAGUAGUAGUAGUAGUAGUAGUAGUAGUAGUAGUAGUAGUAGUAGUAGUAGUAGUAGUAGUAGUAGUAGUAGUAGUAGUAGUAGUAGUAGUAGUAGUAGUAGUAGUAGUAGUAGUAGUAGUAGUAGUAGUAGUAGUAGUAGUAGUAGUAGUAGUAGUAGUAGUAGUAGUAGUAGUAGUAGUAGUAGUAGUAGUAGUAGUAGUAGUAGUAGUAGUAGUAGUAGUAGUAGUAGUAGUAGUAGUAGUAGUAGUAGUAGUAGUAGUAGUAGUAGUAGUAGUAGUAGUAGUAGUAGUAGUAGUAGUAGUAGUAGUAGUAGUAGUAGUAGUAGUAGUAGUAGUAGUAGUAGUAGUAGUAGUAGUAGUAGUAGUAGUAGUAGUAGUAGUAGUAGUAGUAGUAGU
Sabethes cyaneus is the source of this 1719-nucleotide messenger RNA. RefSeq lists its product as uncharacterized. The annotation marks the transcript as partial. The transcript has 4 exons. The record is from RefSeq and is a predicted model, not a curated record. NCBI's taxonomy places the organism in Eukaryota, Metazoa, Arthropoda, Insecta, Diptera, Culicidae.